UCCUCCCUCUGCCUUCCUUCCCCACGGCCGGCCGCCUCCUCGCCCGCCCGCCCGUAGCCCCGGAGCCGAGGCCGCCGCGGCCGUGGCGGCGGAACCCUCAGCCAUGGCCUCGGGCGACACCCUCUACAUCGCCACGGACGGCUCGGAGAUGCCGGCCGAGAUCGUGGAGCUGCACGAGAUCGAGGUGGAGACCAUCCCGGUGGAGACCAUCGAGACCACGGUGGUGGGCGAGGAGGAGGAGGAGGACGACGACGACGAGGACGGCGGCGGCGGCGACCACGGCGGCGGGGGCGGCCACGGGCACGCGGGCCACCACCACCACCACCACCACCACCACCCGCCCAUGAUCGCGCUGCAGCCGCUCGUCACCGACGACCCGACCCAGGUGCACCACCACCAGGAGGUGAUCCUGGUGCAGACGCGCGAGGAGGUGGUGGGCGGCGACGACUCGGACGGGCUGCGCGCCGAGGACGGCUUCGAGGACCAGAUCCUCAUCCCGGUGCCCGCGCCGGCCGGCGGCGACGACGACUACAUCGAGCAGACGCUGGUCACCGUGGCGGCGGCCGGCAAGAGCGGCGGCGGCGGCUCGUCGUCGUCGGGCGGCGGCCGCGUCAAGAAGGGCGGCGGCAAGAAGAGCGGCAAGAAGGGCUACCUCGGCGGCGGGGCCGGGGCGGCGGGCGGCGCGGACGCGGGCAACAAGAAGUGGGAGCAGAAGCAGGUGCAGAUCAAGACCCUGGAGGGCGAGUUCUCGGUCACCAUGUGGUCCUCAGAUGAAAAAAAAGAUAUUGACCAUGAGACAGUGGUUGAAGAGCAGAUCAUUGGAGAGAACUCCCCUCCUGAUUAUUCAGAGUAUAUGACAGGGAAGAAGCUUCCUCCUGGAGGGAUACCUGGCAUUGACCUCUCAGACCCCAAACAACUGGCAGAAUUUGCUAGAAUGAAGCCAAGAAAAAUUAAAGAAGAUGAUGCUCCAAGAACAAUAGCUUGCCCUCAUAAAGGCUGCACAAAGAUGUUCAGGGAUAACUCUGCCAUGCGAAAGCACCUGCACACCCACGGCCCCCGAGUCCACGUCUGUGCAGAGUGUGGCAAAGCUUUUGUUGAGAGCUCAAAACUAAAACGACACCAACUGGUUCAUACUGGAGAGAAGCCCUUUCAGUGCACAUUCGAAGGCUGCGGGAAACGCUUUUCACUGGACUUCAAUUUGCGCACACACGUGCGAAUCCAUACCGGAGACAGGCCCUAUGUGUGCCCCUUCGACGGCUGUAAUAAGAAGUUUGCUCAGUCAACUAACCUGAAAUCUCACAUCUUAACACACGCUAAGGCCAAAAACAACCAGUGAGAAGAAGAUGGAGAAGACCCUUCUCGACCCCGGGGAGCAUCUUCCAGGAGUGUGAUUGGGAAUAAAUAGGCCUCUCCUUUGUAUAUUGUUUCUAGGAAAGAAUUUUAAAAAUGAAUCCUACACACCUAAGGGACAUGUUUUGAUAAAGUAGUAAAAAUUUAAAAAAAAAAACUUUAAUAAGAUGACAUUGCUAAGAUGCUCUAUCUUGCUCUGUAAUCUCGUUUCAAAAACACGGUGUUUUUGUAAAGUGUGGUCCCAACAGGAGGACAAUUCAUGAACUUCGCAUCAAAAGACAAUUCUUUAUACAACAGUGCUAAAAAUGGGACUUCUUUUCACAUUCUUAUAAAUAUGAAGCUCACCUGUUGCUUACAAUUUUUUUAAUUUUGUAUUUUCCAAGUGUGCAUAUUGUACACUUUUUGGGGAUAUGCUUAGUAAUGCUAUGUGUGAUUUUUCUGGAGGUUGAUAACUUUGCUUGCAGUAGAUUUUCUUUAAAAGAAUGGGCAGUUACAUGCAUACUUCAAAAGUAUUUUCCUGUAAAAAAAAGUUAUAUAGGUUUUGUUUGCUAUCUUAAUUUUGGUUGUAUUCUUUGAUGUUAACACAUUUUGUAUAAUUGUAUCGUAUAGCUGUAUUGAAUCAUGUAGUAUCAAAUAUUAGAUGUGAUUUAAUAGUGUUAAUCAAUUUAAACCCAUUUUAGUCACUUUUUUUUUUCCGAAAAAUACUGCCAGAUGCUGAUGUUCAGUGUAAUUUCUUUGCCUGUUCAGUUACAGAAAGUGGUGCUCAGUUGUAGAAUGUCUUGUACCUUUUACCACCUGACGUGUACACCCCGUGUAACAGAAAAGGGCAACAAUAAAACAGCAAUCCUACAGAAAGAAUAUGGCAGAAAAAGAUCUGUAAGCACAGUCUUAUUUCCUUUUGUUGUCCAGAAUAAUUAUAAUUCUCGAGCCUCCCAGAAAUUGGAAGCUAAAUAAAGCAACUCAAGUUUCCUUUAUUUUGCACUCAACUACAGUGACUUGUGAUUGCAGCGGUGCAUAGAUAUUUCAGGACUUCCUACGCGUGCUGAAUUCUGGGAGAGAGUAGGUGACAGGCAUCCCAAGUUAAGGAACUACCUCAGAGUACCCCAAACCAGGCCCGUUGGUGAUAGGAUUUUGAUGUUAGCUCCCCCCCCCCCCCCCCCCGCCCCCCCGCCCCCCCCAAAAGUGUGACUGGAGCAGUUGUGCCCCGGCCUGUGUGUGUGCUCUCAAGGUAAGCUGUCACCUGGACGGGGCGCGAGCAGAGGGGAGACCCGAGGGCACUUGCCUGCACAGGCUGCCUUCACGGCGGCUCCAGCGGGUCCUUGGCUGGCCUGAUGGGAAGCGCUUAGGGUUCUUCCUGGCUGUUGGUCGGAGAGCCUUGGUUCCUCCAUCUAGCGGAGUCUUUCAGGGCUGGCCCAUGUAGCAGCUGCGUGCCGGUGGCUUCAUUUUCCUGCUUCUCACCGGAUACCGAGCGCAGACCGGCAGGGUGAUUUGAUGAUGAAGAAUACUGUACUCAGUGAGUACUUUACCUCUCACAUUGUGACCUCCUAAGUGUAAGAUUAUAAUUUUUGCAUUUUACUUAGAGUCCGAUAUCACACUCAUGAGACUAUUUUAUAAACUGCCAUGAUACAGCAAAAAUCCCACUUAUUCAGAGCGCAGACAUGCCGUGUGUGCUUGCGUGCUUGACUCUGCGGGGCCGGUGACGAGCUAGCUACUGUCUGAGAUUUGUGUGCCACAUGUCCAGGACACCAUCGGGUCAGGAUGCAGCCCUGUGUCUCACAGCUUCUCCGUCGGUCCCAUACAGGAGGAUUGGUGGCCUAAUAACAGGGACCCUGUGGCUCUCCGGAAUUUUGAAGUGCCUUCUGAGUCCUAAAUGACAAAUUUAACUUGAGACACUUUUUCUUAUUUGUUCAGAAUCUGGUAUCCAUUGGGUAGUUUGAUGGAACUGAGUUAAUCAGAAGACCCCAGCUGUUCUCGGGAUAAGCCCGGCUUUGCUGUAUCUGGCAGGCAGGAGAGAGGUAAGCCGGCGGCGGAGGCCCAUCGAAGCUGCGUGCCCCAGCGCCAGCGUGUGCUUCUCUGACUAGACCUGGGGCGGAGGCCUCCCCCAACGCCCCUGGCGUGAGCACCCCUACCUCCCCUCCCCACCAGGUGAGCAGUCUCUGGGCGAUGGCCGCCUUAGGAGUCCGGGGCCGCGCCACCCGCGCCCAGCACUGCCACACGGGAGCCCAGGCCCGGCGCUGUCCCCGGGAUCCGUGCCCAGGGGCCCAUGGCCAGGCCAACUUGUGCCGUGGGGAGGUGUCGCCAGCAGGACUCGCAGAGCCACACCGUGAGCUACAGAGAAGCCAGGCUCCCGUGUGGAGCGAGGCCCCCCCACCCCCCCGUGCCUUGAUCCCUUGGGGGAUGCCUUGGUCAUCUCUUCCACCCCCCCCUCUGUCUCUGAGGGGAACAGCUGUCGCUCCCCAGGCCCCUUUGUCCAUGUGUCUCUCAUGGUCUGCAGAGUUCAUCUCUUGAUAGGAAUUGACGUGGGGACUUGAAGGUGGUGGAAUGUCCCAGGUUCCCGGUUGGCGGGGCACUCUCCAUUCCCAGGAGUGUAGGAAGCUCCUCAGGGAGCGGCAGUGAAAGACGAGCCGUUGUCCUCAUUGGCUGUAACCGAAACCCGUCGUGCUUGUGGCUAGAAUUUAUAAUUUUGCUGAAGAUGUAAUUUACUGCAGUUUGAAGUGGUGUUCUAACAGUGAGUCCCUUGUCUUGAGGAUUAACCUGAUUUAUAAGUAAUACUGACAGACAUAUUUUCUUACAUCCGAACUGAAAUAAAUGCAUGUUUCUAGCGUAUGUAAUAUAAAAGCUCCAGAGGAUAAGUUUACAUUUAACAAGAUGUUGUUUUCUAUUUUUGGAUUUCUUAUUAUUUUACCCCCUUUUUUGGUAGUGGGGGUUUAGGGGGAAGCAUAAUAUUUGUAUAAAGAACUGUCACCCCAGAGUGACAUUUAUUUUCCAAGGUGACAUUGAACUCACGCUCUUGGUUUCAUAUGGUGUUUGUGUGCUGUGCCUAGAUUCAAGGCCUGAGGAUUUGAGGAGAAUCAAGACUUUUUCCUCCGUUUGGUUUUCAUGUGCAGGUUCUUUUAAAUGUCACUUACUUUGCUGAAUUUGAGUCAAGCAAGGCCCUUUGACAGAGUGGUAUCUCGAUGCCUACCAGCGUUUCCAAGCGGUGUUCUAGAUGGUUUCUUCACAGAUAGAGGAGAGGGAGUCCCUUCCAUUCAGCAAGAACCCAGAAAGACUCGGCGGGCUGCCUGAGUGGUCGCGGCAGUGUGGUGGGCGGGGGGCCGGGGGGGGGGGGUCACUGCUGCCCCCGCCCUGCCCAGCAAAACCUAGCUAUCCUCACACACCUCGCAGUUUAUGUCCAUGGCGCCGGAACACCUGGUUCCCCCCCACAUUUUUGAGUUGGAAACCUGAUGAUUCUACCCGGCACUGCAGGCAGAGAGAAUUGAUGGCUUCUUGUCUGACUCCUCUGUGGCCUGGGAUCAGCAGGGCUCAGGAAAGCCGUGUUGUGAAUCUUGGAUUCCUUAUGUUCCUUCUAUUUUCUGGACAUCUGACCACCAGCAAGAGCAAGGAUCCCAAGAGGUCAGUAUAGUGGGAGAGCAGAAGCUGUUCACAGGCGUCCCCUUCAUGCCCUGGCCCCGCCCUGAGGCUUCCUCCUUAGCUGUUCUACUGGCCCAUGGAAGCCAGCGGCCUGCCUGUCCCUGGAUGGCCCCAGACCCCGGGUGCUUGCGUGACUUUGUAGCCCAUGUCCUGGCUCUCAUUGGCAUUAGUGGAAGUCCAGCAGGUGAUGGCAGGUGCGUGCCACCAGAACUCCAAGCUCUGCUUCCUUGCAGCUCCGGUCAUGCACGCCAUAGCCUGCACUUGGACUUUUACAGAAGGUCCUCGGCACCUUCAGAAUCCCUCUCGCCUGCGCAGACGCAGCUGAAUGUCUGGCUAGGUCUCCUGCACCCUAACUUACUGGUCUUGGCCAACUUGGUUACUGCUCACGUGGUGCUCAGGUUCCCUGGUUGCAUGAAGACGAUGUGAGUGCAGGCCCUUUAGAGCCGCGGCAUCGGGCUUCUAGAAGGAGGCCAGGCGCCCCACAAGUGGCGAAGUGGGAGUAUCCGUGGCUGGAAGGCUGCCUCCAUCCUCUCCAGGCCAGAGCGAUUAGCAGGGCGUUGGAGAGGAUGUCUAAGCUGGAACCGUGUGGAGACGUGGGAGGGGUGGGUGGUGUACUAUUGACACACUUUCUCCGGUCGCCUUAUCAGAACUGGAAGGGAAUGUUGAACGUGCACCUGGGCAUUAGUUUAGGUCAGCAGGCAAAUCGAGCUUACUGCAGGCCAGGCCCCCCGCUCCCCACGUUUCUGACCAGCGUUCUGGGAGUCUGCUGAGGGGGAGUGUGUGGUAGUAUCACGUUCAUCCAAGUCACAGUGAUUGAUUUUCCACAAAGUGGCAAGUUUGAUCAAACUGCUUUUCCUUCAAGACCCUCAGAUGCCAUAAGAGACAGCGUCGGGGUGUUGCAGGGGACGGGGGCGGUUGCUUUGCCGCUGUCUGGGGGCCGCACAACGUCUGCAUAUGGAGUGGAGGGGAAAGGGCAUCAGUACCAAACAGAAUAACCUUUUUUUUCUACAACAUCCAUAACUGUUACGAGGCUCUGUUACCUACAGAUGGUGAUUGGUCAAGCCAUUUUCACAGAACAAUUCUGUUUUUUUUUCCACUUCCUGGUAACUUCUGUAGGCCCUGACUCAAGGACUUAGCAUUGUGUCUCAUGUACAUCUUUUCUUAAAUGUUCUUUGCCAUUUCUGGAAUUGUCGUCCUUGGUUUUUUCCUUAGCUCAUAGGUCAUAGAUGCAGAAAUAUUAUAGUAUUUAAGGCAUCCGCAUCAAGCAUCAGAUGGCUUUGCAUCCAGAAAAACAUUUAACGAUAACUCCGUUUGAAGCACCACGCAUGUGUAACAUGGCUCUAUAAAGUAUAAUAAACGCAUAAUGUUGUUAAGCUUU
This is a messenger RNA of Callorhinus ursinus (northern fur seal), 6358 nucleotides long. RefSeq names its product YY1 transcription factor (gene YY1). The record is from RefSeq and is a predicted model, not a curated record. Gene Ontology annotation, cellular component: chromatin; PcG protein complex; transcription regulator complex. Lineage: Eukaryota; Metazoa; Chordata; Mammalia; Carnivora; Otariidae. Gene Ontology annotation, molecular function: RNA polymerase II cis-regulatory region sequence-specific DNA binding; DNA-binding transcription factor activity, RNA polymerase II-specific. Gene Ontology annotation, biological process: regulation of transcription by RNA polymerase II.